AUGAGCAAGAUGAAAGCUAUACAUAUCCCAGAGUUUGUCGAAGCCGUUUCGGCUUUGCGUGCCACGGAAGUCGAGACUCCCCGACCCAACGACAGCCAGUACCUCGUAGAGAUCACUCAUUGCUCGCCGCAACAUGCCGAUAUCCUUCAUGCCCAAGGCAAGCACCAGAACAAUACCAAACGUGGCUGGUGUCAUGCCCCAUUCGUGCUGGGCUAUGACUUUACCGGAAUCGUGCAGUCAGUCCCCGAAAGGGCGAACAAAGAUGGUCUGAGAACAGGCGACAGAGUGUUUGGCGCGGCAAUUGGUGCUUUCGCAGAAUACAUAUGUGUGUCUGCAGGCUCCAUUCGCAGGAUACCAGACAAAUUGUCCAGUGAGGCAGCAGUCGCCAUGUCUGGUCAGGCAGUAAGCUAUGCCUCGGUCGUACACAUUGCGAAAGUGCAAGCUGGAGAAACAGUGCUUGUCAGCGGUGCUAGUGGAGGCUUGGGCAGCGUCUGCUGCAUGGUCGCGAAAGCCGUAGGUGCCAAGGUUAUCGCAUUGGCUGGAGAUCAGAGCAAAGCCGGUCACAUGCGAAAAGCUAUGGACGUAGACCACGUGGUGGUCAUGGAAGGCGACUGGAUCGCGAAGGUCAAGGAGCUGACCGACGGUGUCGGCGCUGAUGUCUGCUUAGACAACACGGGUAUGGUCAAUGAUGCCAUCAGAUGCGUGGCAUACUUUGGUCGGAUUGUCAUCUUGGGCUUCGCCGCGCGAAAGGGAGCUAUGGAAGAGGUGAAGAUGAACAAGCUGCUGCUGAAGAGUAUCACCGUGACGGGGUAUAGAUUUGGUGAAAGUGGGAGAAGAUAUCCCGAGGAGCUCGAACGGAUUUGGCAGGGUUAUCUGCGUAUGUUGGAGACUGGCAAGCUGAAGGCCAUGAUGUACGGCAAGUACGAAGGUCUCGACGACAUUGGCAGAGCAUUACAGGACCUGCACGAGCGUAAAGUGUAUGGCAAGAUAGUUGUGAGCGUUGCGAACCCUUCAGGCAAGCUGUAA
Messenger RNA from Fulvia fulva, 1026 nucleotides. Its product is annotated as Quinone oxidoreductase-like protein 2. Bases 1 to 1026 code for a protein of 341 amino acids. Gene Ontology annotation, molecular function: oxidoreductase activity. The transcript has a single exon. The record is from RefSeq and is a predicted model, not a curated record. Lineage: Eukaryota; Fungi; Ascomycota; Dothideomycetes; Mycosphaerellales; Mycosphaerellaceae. Gene Ontology annotation, cellular component: mitochondrion.